CAAUGGUUAAGAAUUUUUUAGAAGUUCAGUGAAAAUAACCUUAGAAUAUUAUAUAUGUAUAAUAUAAUUAUUAAACAAUCAAGUGUUUUUACGUUAAUUAUUUAGUUUGUAAUAAGCUAUGUCAAUAAUCAUCUGUAAUUUUAUUUCAUCACUGACUUGAUAAAUUUUAUUAUUUAAUUGCUUGGCUAAAUCUAUUAUUAAAUAAAAAUGGAAGCAGUACCAAGGUUACCUAUGAUAUCGUUUCAAUUAAAAGUAAGUCCUGAACCUACGGUUUUUGGACCAAAAUUAAAACAAUAUAUUCGAGAUUUUUAUAAUGAAGAUCCAGAGUCAUACACAAAUGAAAUUCAUCAGUUAGAAAAUCUUCGAGCUACGGCAGUUCGUCCACCAAUAGCAGUAGCAGGCUGUUUAUUACUUAAAAGAUAUUAUUGUCAGUUGCAUUUUGUACAAAGUCGAUUUCCCAUGGGAAUUGAUGAGCCUGCAGCAGUUUCCUUUUCAUGGCGAGAUACAUAUGCUAAUAUGGUAUUUAGUUUAUCAAACAUACGUUUUGAAAUAAUAUCAAUUUUAUACAAUAUUGGUGCGAUACAUACACAACUGGGAGCUAGAACAGAACGUACAUCAGCUGAUGGUAUGAAAAUGGCAUGUUCUCAUUUUCAAUGCGCUGCUUGGGCAUUUGAACACUUGCAAAAUAGUUAUCCACAACCACCAGGAGUUGAUAUGGCACCAGAGUUAAUGAAAUUCAUGCAUCAGCUGUGCCUUGCUCAAGCUCAAGAGUGCAUACUUGAAAAGAGUAUGCUAGACAACCGUAAACCAACAAUUGUUGCUAAAGUGGCUAAACAAAUAGUCGAUUAUUAUGCCUUAGCUUUAUGGACAUUGGAACCAAGUAAUAGUGAAGAAAGUACUAUUGCUGAUACAGUUGGAUCAAAAACAUAUAAAAAUUGGAAAAAUUAUGUUAAAUUUAAACGAUCUUAUCAUAUGGCUGUUACUCUAUUGUAUCAAGGAUUAGCCUCGGAAGAGCAACAAAAAAUGGGAGAACGUGUGGCAUUUUAUAACGCUGCAUUAACAUCUUUAAACAGUGCACGAGCUCUUCAUGCUGGCGCUAAAGGAUCUACAGGUAUUACAGGAGUUGCUGGUGAAAAAGAAGCAAUUGAAGAAGCUCUUGUAUUUACUAAUGACGUAAUUGAGGGUAAAAGAAAGGCUGCAAAAAAUGAAAAUGAAUUUAUUUAUCACGAGGAAGUUCCUGAGAAGGAUGCUUUGCCUACGGUAAAUGGUGCAUCAUUAGUCAAAGGUAUUUCUUUCAAUGUCAAUGAUCCAGAAGUAUCUGGACCGGACAUUUUCGUUAGAUUAGUUCCCAUGAAAGUUCAUGAAGCGAGUUCACUUUAUUCUGAGGAAAAAGCUAAAAAACUUCGAGCAGUAGGCUCAAAGAUUGAAGAAAAAGAUCAAGCACUUGAAAUGUUUCUUGCAUCAUUAAAAUUACAGCACUUAAGUCUUUGGGAUCCUGAUCGUACAAUAGAUGCUGAUACUUUGCCAUUUCCAGAAGGAUUAGCAGAAAGAUGUGCAGCAUUAAAUGCUAAACCAACUGCUAUUCAAGAUCUUGAAGAUAUUACAGCAAAAUUAUCAGCAACAUACGGUGAUGUUGAGACAAUGUUAAAGAAUAUUGAUAAAUUACUUACAGAAGAAGAUCAAAAGGAAAAAUUAUACCAGGAAGCAAUGGGUAAACGACCUCCAUCAAUUGUAGCAACAGAUUUAACCAGAGAAGCAAAAAAAUAUGAAGAAGCCCAUGCCAAAGCAUCAGAAAGUAAUCAAGCUCUUCACCGAGCAAUGUCACUCCAUUUAAAUAAUCUUCAAAAGCUGUCGCAACCAUUAGAUCAACUGAUGGCAAGUAUUCCUUCAAUUGAUCAUAAUGUCAAAGGUGGAAGUGAAACAGAAAAACAAAAUGUUCGAGAAUUAAAGAGGAUACUUGGAAAGGUAGAAGAAAUGCAAAAACAAAGAAGUGAACUUUAUUCAAAAUUAAGGGAAUCUAUAUCAUCAGAUAAUCUCACCCGUCUUUUAGUAACGGCAACAGCUGAGUCAGCGCCAUUGGACACUCUAUUUUCUGAGCAGCUUGAAAAGCAUCAAUCUUUAAUUAAUUUAAUUGAUCAAAAUCUUGCUGCUCAAGAUAAUAUACUGACAGCUUUGACGGAUGCUUAUGCACAAACAGUUGAGACUCGUAAGUCUGUGGAAGAAGUUAUGAAAAAACGCGAAUCAAUGAUAUCAUCAUUAAUUAGUUCUUAUGAUGCUUAUGAAGAUUUGCUAGCUAAGGCAUCAAAAGGUUUAGAAUUUUAUCGUAAAUUAGAGAUGAAUGUUACAAAACUUUUGCAAAGAGUUAAAAGUACAUGUAGAGUCCAAGAAGAAGAACGUGAACAAAUUCUUGUGAGAAAUGGUAAAGCUAGUUCAGUUGAAUCUACAGUAUCAAUUAUACCUGAGAAAAAAACAGGCUCGGGAAUGAAGUUAAGAGAUCACUUAGCAAAUAGACUAAAAAAUAAUCCGACUUAUCAAAAUCCUUAUGGAGAUAAACAAUCAAUUCCUGUUGCUCCAGUACAACCAAACACUCAUACUCCUAUAAAACCUUAUUCCACUGAAUCUACUAUUGGUUCUGAUAGUAUUCCUAUUCAUGCAGUCCCUCCUAUGACAACAGAUCCAGUACUUCAAGAUCCUCAGCAAAUGUAUCAAUACUACGGCUACAAUAAUUACUAUAUGAAUCAAGGGAAUUCUUAUAUUCCUCAACAUUAUAAUUAUACUUCAACAAGUCAAAGUACAUCAGUUCAAGGUUUCGCUAAAUCAAAUACCACAAACAGUGAAAAUAUGUAUCACCAAGCAGGCAAUAUUACAAAUACAGAAGUUGCGAGUAAUAGUAAUCAAUACGCGGGAUACAAUAAUAUAAGAAACGAUUCAAUAUCUUUACCACAAAAUCAAACUCAAUAUACUGAUCAAGGAUAUGAAGAUGCAAAUACAUAUUCUCAAUACUCAGAUUAUCGUACAAAUCAAGUGUACACAAUUGGUAAUACAGGAUAUCAAACUGUUCAAGGACAACAGUCAAACUACAAUCAACCGUAUCAGACUUUGCCACCAAAUCAAUCACCAUCACAUGUUUCUGCUGGACAACUUCAGCCAACAAAUAUAGUUCAAGAUUCAAAUCCUCAAAUUCAAAAUUCCAGUACUGGGACCCAGCAGUAUGAGUUUCAAAAUGUAAACCGUGAAGUUUACGUUAAUCCUUAUCAACCAACAAUUCAGCAACAACAACAAAUCCAACCAACAAUUUCUGAAAAUUUAACUAAUUAUUCAGUAAGUCAUGAUACUCCUUCCUUAGCAUACUCUUUACCACACACAAGUCUUUCUCAACAGAUUUAUCCACAAGAGACUUCGAAUCUACAGUAUCCAGCUGCUCAAAAUCUUCAGCAACCAUCCGUCCAUGCUGCGAAUCCAGGUUAUAAUGUACCAGAACAGUAUUUAACUAAUCAGGCAACAGGAAUCACUUCAAACGAUACUUCUUCUUUGCCAGCUACAUACUCUGGUACUCCUUCAAAUGUUUCCGGUGCAAACCCAAUUGACCAACAGUACUAUCAUACAAAUAAUAAUACUUCAAUUCAAACUGCAACUGCUUACGUCCUUCCAUCUCAACAGGGUUAUAUUGAAGGCGGACAACAAAGUGUACCAACUUCCCAAGUCCCAGUGAAUCCACCUAUUCAAACCUAUCCUAACACUUAUAGUCAAACUUAUUCUAUUGACGCUAAUGGACAUCAGUAUCAAAUGCCACCAAAUUCCAUUGCUGCCCAAGGCAUUUCUGUCAACUAUGCUAAUGAUCCCGAAAUAAUUCAAAGUCAUGCAAAAUCUUCGAAUGUUCAGGGAUUAAUUCAAAAUUAUCAGUAUUCUCUUCAAGGUCAUUCAGGUGCUAUGCAGUAUUCAACAUACCCACAAAGUUAUACAAAUUCAUGGGAUGGGCAACAGGUUCAUACUUCGUCAAGUGAUUCUUAUCAAGGACAUCCUGGAUACUCAUACAAUCCUACUUUAGGUGGAUAUGAGUACAGUUCUGGUUAUCAAAAUUCACAAAGUACUCAACAAGUGACUAUUUCUAAUGAAACAUCUCAGUCUAAUGAUCACACUAAUUCACAUUAUACAAAUGCCAAUAAUGAUUCUACAACUAAUAUUACAACAUCGACGCAGUAUUCUAAUGGGUCUUUUCAGUCUGAAGUUGGUUCUACAGCUAUGAAUAGUCAACCAAACACUAGCUAUAUUCAAACCUAUACCCAAUCAUCAAACAACAGCAAAACAACAACAUCAACAACAAAUUCAGAUAAUAAAAAAUCAGAUGUUUUAUCAACACCAAAGUCUAACUUAGAUUUACUCGCAGAUUUAGAUAUUACAAUAAAUCAUGCACCUUUAGUCCCGGAAGUUCAUUCAAUAGAUAAAGAAAUAAAAUUUGAACCAACUUCUUCAAUACAUGAGAUUAAUAAAAUCAUCGAGAAAAAAGAAGAAGACGCAAUGAGUUUAUCACAAAUUGAUGACAAACUCGAGAACCUUCAGAUUGUCUGGGAUACUUGGUAUAAUGAUGUACAACCAAAAAAAGAUCCUCUAGGUGAUGCAAUAAUCCUUCAAAAGUUCAUCAAUGACAUUGAAAAAUAUGAAAAGUUUGUGGAUAGUCUAACAGUGAAAACUUUGAGUGGUUCAACAAAUCUUGACAUUAAAUGGAAAGAGGUACAGGAUUUUGAAGAACGUGAAUUAAAAAAACAAACGACUAAUGUGGCUCAGGCACAUUCAAACGAAAAUAGAACGAGUGAUUGGAUACCAUAUGACUCAACACGAGUAAUAAUUACAACAGCAGAUCGUUCAUCAGAUUAUAUUAAUGCUUCCCAUGUAAAAGACUUGACUCAAUGGACUCCAACGUUUAUUGUUACUCAAGCACCCAUACCCCAAAGUUUUGAAGCUUUUUGGUCAAUGAUUUGGGAACAAGGAAGUGAAGUAAUUGCUUGUCUGUGUUCUGAUACUCAGCUUAAUGACAUUUACUGGCCUACAAAUAAAGAAACAAACUUGACUAUAGGUAGAUUUACAUUAUCUUUAAAAAAUUCAAUGAAUAACACAACGCACGUUCAGAGAGUUAUUGGAAUAACUCAUUCAGAGUAUAAAAUUGAAAGAGUUGUAGUUCAUAUGCAGUAUCUCACGUGGCCUGCUGCAGGAUUACCAAGCAGUCCUAGACCUCUGCUAUCAUUCGCUACAGAUAUUAUGUCUGAACAAGCAUUGAGACACUGUCCAAAACCAAUAGUCGUCCAUUGUCUUGUUGGUGGACCUCUCAGUGGUCUUUUUGUUCUUGCGGCCGCAACUGUAUGUCAUGUACGUGCCGGUAACGGUGUCGUUGAUGUGCCUCUUGUUUUUUCAACACUCGUCAAGUACCGCAGGUGCUUGAUUAGCAAAGAAUUUCUUUUAUUUGGCUAUCGAAUGGUCUUGUAUCAUGCCCAGGAUACACUUAUGAAACGUGGAAUUUUGUCAUCAACAAAAUCAACUUUUGAUGGAUUUGAUAAUGGAAAGGGUAACAAAGGAAGAUUAGUUAAAAAAAAUCAACAUGCUCAUCCUUCUGAUGAUUUUCUUCAUAAUUUAGGAGUUGGUAUGAAGCAUGGACUUGUACGACAACAAGUUAAAGAUGACAAGGUAGGCCAAUCAGCAAGCCAAAUAACUGUAGAUCCUGAGGAAAAGACUGAUAGAGCUCAACCGGUAGACCCUUUAAGUCAGCUAGAUCCUCUGUGGUCGAUUCGAAAAUAAUUUUACGAAUCAAAGUUAUUGAAUGAUAAAAUUUUUUAAAAUGAUACACAAUUAUUACAUUUUUAUCAAUGAUUUUAUAACGAAGCAUUUAAAGCAUUCUAAAUUUGAUUAGCAAGCUUAUAAAAAAAAGUGAGUGUGAAUAUAGCAGACAUCGGAUAAAUUUUAAAUGAUUAAUUAUUAAUAAAUAGAGUAAAUAAUUAAUAAAAUAAUAUUUUUAAAAAACGUGCAUUUAAAAAGUUUUGAAAUUAAUGUGCAUUUUUUACAAAUAUUUUUUGAAUUAUUUAUUAUUUUAAAUUUGUCUGAUGUCUGCUCCAUUUACAUUCGUAAAAAAAAACUUUAUGACGACAAAACAACAUUUAAUUGAUUGUUAUAUAUACUCAUGCUCGUGAUAAAUAUUUGUACAGAUACUAAAAUAGUUACAUGUAAGGGACAUUAUUAUAUUAACAUAAAAUGUUAAUUUCUUAAUUGAAUAAUAUAC
Molecule: messenger RNA, 6268 nt
Organism: Microplitis mediator
Lineage: Eukaryota; Metazoa; Arthropoda; Insecta; Hymenoptera; Braconidae
Gene: mop
Product: tyrosine-protein phosphatase non-receptor type 23
Exons: 7
Coding region: 208-5790 (1860 amino acids)
Biological process (GO): endocytic recycling; protein dephosphorylation; early endosome to late endosome transport
Cellular component (GO): endosome
Molecular function (GO): protein binding; protein tyrosine phosphatase activity
Source: RefSeq, a predicted model, not a curated record